UAAAGGCUUACUGAAAGCUGAUAUAGGGCUCGGGCUUUGGGACUUUGGAGGUUUUACAGAUUUUCUUCUUGUUCGCUUCGUCUAUUGCUUAUCAUCUAACAGUCUCCAGGAACAAAAAUGGCCCCGCCUCCAGGACCCUAUUCUGGAACCAGCACCCUCGCCUUGGUUGCUCGUGCCUCCGCAUUCUCCUUUGGACUCGUAUACGGAAGCAUUAAGCUCAAGUAUCUCAAGGCAAAGGCGAAAUCUGCAGCAAAGGCUCAUCACUGAAGGAGAUGUGUUCUAUCAGAAGUUGAGUGAGGAAUGAGUUGAUUUGGAGAUAGAAAUAAUGAAUGGGGGUGGAGUGUACCAAUAUUUCACUUCUGAGAGCUAUAAUGAAAACCUUGCUUAAAGCUCCAAGUUUUUUUGGGUUUAAAUUGAGAAUUAUGAAUUCAGCACUUUAGGACAAUUUAUGUACUUGACCUCGCCUAUCGUAACGGCAUUUCAAUUUCUAUUGGUUUUAGUGAAAUUAAGA
Prunus avium (sweet cherry) is the source of this 511-nucleotide messenger RNA. RefSeq lists its product as uncharacterized. Lineage: Eukaryota; Viridiplantae; Streptophyta; Magnoliopsida; Rosales; Rosaceae. The record is from RefSeq and is a predicted model, not a curated record.